Molecule: messenger RNA, 1335 nt
Organism: Micropterus dolomieu (smallmouth bass)
Lineage: Eukaryota; Metazoa; Chordata; Actinopteri; Centrarchiformes; Centrarchidae
Product: growth hormone-regulated TBC protein 1-A-like
Exons: 8
Coding region: 197-1264 (355 amino acids)
Source: RefSeq, a predicted model, not a curated record
GGCUGCUAGGCUACUUAAACUAGCCCCUCCUCUCACUCUAAAUACUGUAAGGUGAGACAUUUGAAAUUCAGACCGCUUUGUUAUUUACUUUGACAGCAGCCAGUACUUGCCCUCCAAGUAAGACAAAUGAAAUAGCCUCCUCAGUGCAUCAGUUAAAGCCUGGGUGGACUACUGUACCUGCAGUACAUGACGCACAAUGGAAAUGGAAAUGAAAGGAAAUGCUUCCCAACCACUUACAUGCAAUGUUGGCAGUGGAAGCAGGAUUGACCACUAUGGCUUUGAGAGACAUCACGAUUUUGAACCCUACAAGGAGAUGAUGAAUGAGUAUGAAGCUGUCCUCAAUAGAAGGUCGAUGAGAUGGUCCAAGCUCCUUCAAGAGAAACCCCAUGUGGAGAAGAACUUGACAAGCACAAUGAAAAGGUUUGUGCGUAAAGGUGUGCCUAACGAGCACCGCACCAGAAUUUGGAUGGCAGCCAGUGGUGCAAAGGAACGACUGGAGAGCAACCCGGGUUAUUAUCAGUCUCUGCAGGCCAUGGAACACGACUCCAAGAUGAAAGAAACCAUUCAUACAGACAUGCACAGGACCUUUCCUGAUAACGUCCUCUUCCAGAGCAAAGGAGAAGCGAGCCUGCAGACGGCUCUGUACAAUGUGUUGGUGGCCUACGGACACCAUAAUAAGGCAGUGGGGUACUGUCAGGGUAUGAACUUCAUUGCAGGAUACCUCAUCAUCAUCACCAAAGAUGAAGAGAAGUCCUUCUGGCUCAUGGAUGCAUUGUUGGGCAGAAUGCUCCCAGACUACUACAGCCCGGCUAUGUUGGGUCUGAAGACUGACCAGGAGGUUCUUGGGGAGCUGGUGAAGACUAAAGCUCCUGCAAUAGGACAGCUCAUGGCCCAGUAUCCUGGCAUAUGGACUCUGGUGGUGUCACGCUGGUUCAUCUGCCUCUACAUUGACAUACUACCAAUUGAGACCGUUCUGCGGGUCUGGGAUUGUCUUUUCUAUGAGGGCUCCAAGGUUCUUUUCCGUGUUGCUCUGACUCUCAUCAUCCACCACCAGCCAGAGAUCCUAAGAGCUCGCUCUUUGAUGGACGUGUGCGAGUGCUUCAAACAAAUCACCUGUGGAGCUUUCACUCUGGACUGCCACAACUUCAUUCAGAAAAUCUUUACAGAACCUGGGAGCCUAUCUAUGGCAACUAUUGAUAAACUGAGAGAAAAAUGCAAACAACGAAUACUGGAGGAAGAAUCUGGACCACAGUCAGGCUUUUGAUCCACCGCUGAAUAUCUGCUUAACCUGCUUUCAUUCAGUAUAAUAAAGUAACACUGUGCGAACAUAAUGGA